AUGUUCUCACUCUCAACCACCCGCGCGCAAUGUCUACGUCGUGCAUACCCUCGUUCUAUACGACAGUCAUGGCGAUUCCAACCUCCAAGGCGUCACGCGACAGCGACAGCCAUACCGACAGGAGCCACAGGAAAUACGGACCAUGUCGAACCUACAGAAUCUCUAUCUAAUGUUCUAGAAAGCGGAUUCAUAGACCUCAAACCAAAUGAAGGACUUCUAUUCUACGAUAAUAUCUACCCCGUCUUCUCCGCCUUCCUCGAUACCCGCUUCAUCCCCGUCCGUCUCGACCAAAUCUCAUCCGCCGAAAAGCUGAUAAAAUACUCAAUCCCCAAGGAGUUCCCCAUAAAAGUCAACCAAGUAAUCCCACGUGUCAAAGAAGGCGGUGCAUUCGUCAAAUUCGUAAAACCUGCGAACACAACCGAUCGCGAAGUCGAACAGCAAAUGCAAAAUUUACUCCAACAAAACAAAAUUCGACCGUGGUAUAGUCCGUUCGGUCAAGUUCGAUGUUUCCUAGUCGAAGGGAGACCGUGGUUGGAAGAUCUACAAAGAUUUCCUGCGGCGAGAUUAAAAGUUGAAUUCGAGGGACAGGAUGUUUCUCCUGAGCAGUUAUAUACGACGUUUAGACGAUUUGGAAGGUUAAUCGAUAUCAAUCCGCUACCAAAGGACUCGAAGGAACUGCCAAGAUAUGCAUACCUUACCUUCGGGAAAAUCCGAAGUGCAACCGCAGCGAGAAAUUGUCUUCACGAUCUCAGAAUAAAAACUGCAGAUGGGAAAGAAACACAAUUGAGAAUUUUAUAUUCCCGAACUGUAAAGGCUCAUACGAUCAGAAAGUGGAUUAUUGACCAUCCAAAAAUCGUCCUUCCAAUAAUUCUGGCUUUCAUAGCAGCAAUCGCAAUAGCGGUAUUUGAUCCAAUCCGCACGUUUUUCGUCGAAGCCCACAUCACACACUCGCUAGACUUCGGAUCCAAAGCAUGGACAUGGUUCAAAGGCGCCGCAUCUACCUAUUUAAUCCUCAACAAGAAACCAGGCACGGAAGGUUCCGGAGACCUAUCAGUCCUCUGGGAAGAACGAAAAGAAACCGUCGAAACACUUAAAUCAUGGCUACUAGAAACCACAGAAACCUUCAUCGUAGUACAAGGACCCCGUGGAUCUGGAAAGCGAGACCUCGUUCUCGGUGACGUUCUGAAGGACUGGAAACAUACACUCGUUUUCGACUGUGAACCCGUUCAAGACGGCCAUGGAGACGCUCAAAUCAUCAGGGCCGCAGCAGCUCAAGUUGGUUACAGACCGGUAUUUGGCUGGUUAAACUCCAUAAACAGCUGGGUCGAUCUCGCCGUCCAAGGUACCCUAGGUACCUCAGCCGGCCUCAGCGAGACUCUAGAAACCCAAUUCACCAAAAUCCUCCAAAACACCGCUACAGCCCUCAAAAAUGUCGCCAUCUCCCAACGCCAAAAGACCGACAAAGACAUCUCCCUUAACGACGACGAAUGGCUAGAAGCCCACCCAGAAAAGCGUCCAGUAGUAGUAAUCGAUAACUUCCUCCACCGCACCGACGUCGCCGGCGAAAAAAUCUACCAAAGACUCUCCGACUGGGCCGCAUUACUCGUCUCCGCCAACGUCGCUCAUGUAAUCUUCAUGACUAACGACGUUUCAUUCUCAAAACAACUAGCAAGAAGUCUUCCAGAUAGAGUCUUCAGAACUGUAAUGCUAGGCGAUGCAUCCCCUGAAGCCGCAAAACGUUAUGUUCUAUCACAUAUCCACAGCGGUAUGUCAGAUGAAGAAAAAUCAAAGGAAAUAGAAGAACUAGAUAGUUCGAUCGACCAACUCGGCGGCCGUCUAACAGACCUCGAAUUCCUCGCCCGAAGGAUCAGAACCGGUGAAAUGCCCGCACAAGCAGUAUCAGAAAUCGUAAAAACUUCUGCGAACGAAAUCUUAAAACUCUACUUCUUGGGCGACCCGGCGAAGAGGUCAUAUACCAAAGAACAAGCGUGGACACUCAUCAAGAUGUUCGGAAACGGCAAAGAAGACCAAUUACGAUACAACGAAGUUCUUCUCCACGGAAUUUUUAGCAAAGGUGGCGAAGAGGCAAUACAAGCCCUCGAACAGGCAGAAUUCAUCACCAUCGUUUCUGCGGAGGGUAGGCCUUGGGCUAUCAAACCCGGGAAACCUGUGUAUCGCGCUGCAUUCAGGAAAUUACAGAGCGAUAAGGUCUUACAAGCAAAAUUGGAUAUUGACGUUGCAACAGAGUUGACAAAAACGGAAACAGCUAACGUGGCUAAAUACGAAACCGAACUCACGACGUUGGCUCAACUUCCUUCGAAGCCGUGGGAGAUAGCUGCUAGGGUAUCAUACCUACUAAAGAAGCUACAAGCGAGUCAGGUGAAGAUCGAACAGUAUGAGAAGGAAAUUGGAGCUUUGAAGAAAAUCCUGCAAAGCGAGUUUUAA
Orbilia oligospora ATCC 24927 is the source of this 2445-nucleotide messenger RNA. RefSeq lists its product as uncharacterized. NCBI's taxonomy places the organism in Eukaryota, Fungi, Ascomycota, Orbiliomycetes, Orbiliales, Orbiliaceae. Gene Ontology annotation, molecular function: RNA binding. The record is from RefSeq and is a predicted model, not a curated record. The transcript is spliced from 5 exons. Gene Ontology annotation, cellular component: mitochondrial inner membrane. Bases 1 to 2445 code for a protein of 814 amino acids.